CACAGAUCACAGGUGUGUCGUAUGUAAAUGAAAUGAACUUACGUGUAUUUAUACAAUUUUAAUAAGUUAUUAAUCAAUAUAACAAAAUAGUUCAUUAAAACGAACAUGUAAUUAAGUUCCGCUUGCCUGUGGUUCCAACUGCAAUCCGGUUUGAGAGCUAAUAUUUGAGUUAGAUUUUACGUUAGCUUCUUAAUUGAUCCGAAACAUUAAUCAAAAAUGUCCUGUUCAGCUAUAUACAUUUUAGACGUGAAGGGGAAAGUUUUAAUAUCAAGAAACUACAGAGGCGAUAUCGACCUCGGGGUUAUUGAGAAGUUCAUGCCUCUUUUAAUGGAAAAAGAGGAAGAGGGCCUUCUAACACCGAUUUUGCAAAUUCCCGAAUGUACUUUCUCUUACAUUAAAACCAACAAUCUCUAUAUAGUCAGUACAACCAAGAAAAAUGGAAACAUCGCUCUCGUAUUCGUAUUUCUACAUAAAAUCGUUCAAGUUAUGACAGAGUACUUCAAGGAGCUCGAAGAAGAAAGUAUAAGAGAUAAUUUUGUAGUAAUUUACGAACUUCUCGACGAGUUACUGGAUUUCGGUUAUCCCCAAACAACGGAUACAAAGAUACUUCAAGAGUACAUAACGCAGGAAGGCCAUAAAUUGGAAAUACAACCGAGAAUUCCAGUUGCUGUAACGAACGCCGUAUCUUGGCGAUCGGAAGGCAUAAAAUAUAGAAAAAACGAAGUAUUUUUAGACGUAAUAGAAUCCGUUAACCUAUUAGCGAACGCCAACGGUAACGUUUUAAGAAGCGAAAUAGUAGGAGCAAUAAAAAUGAGAGUGUAUCUAUCGGGAAUGCCGGAAUUGAGACUAGGUCUUAACGAUAAAGUUCUCUUCGAGAGCACCGGUCGAGGCAAAUCAAAAUCCGUAGAACUCGAAGACGUUAAAUUCCACCAAUGCGUUAGAUUAUCCAGGUUCGAAAUAGACAGGACUAUUUCGUUCAUACCGCCUGAUGGCGAGUUCGAAUUGAUGUCGUAUCGACUAAACACCCACGUGAAGCCUUUAAUUUGGAUCGAAUCCGUUAUAGAAAGACACGCGCAUAGUCGAGUAGAGUACAUGAUCAAGGCCAAAUCGCAAUUCAAGAGACGUUCUACGGCGAACAACGUGGAAAUAUUCAUUCCGGUGCCGCACGAUGCGGAUUCCCCCAAAUUCAAAACGACCAUCGGCUCGGUUAAAUACGCUCCGGAACAGAACGCCAUUACGUGGAGCAUAAAAUCGUUCCCCGGAGGCAAAGAAUAUCUGAUGAGAGCCCACUUUGGGCUGCCGAGCGUCGUGUGCGAAGACACCGAGGGAAAGCCGCCCAUUCAAGUGAAGUUCGAAAUUCCCUAUUUCACUACUUCGGGCAUUCAAGUGAGGUACUUGAAAAUCAUAGAGAAGAGCGGUUAUCAAGCCUUGCCUUGGGUCAGGUACAUUACCCAAAAUGGAGACUACCAGCUGCGUACUAAUUAAAAGUUGUUACUACUUUUAUGCUAUUUUAAAUUAGAUUUGUAUUGUUAAACUUCAUAUUCAUUACAGCAUUAUUAAAUAAGUAUUUUAAUAAACUGGGUAUAUUAGAUAUUUUUAAGAAUCUUGGUCCAAAUGUGAUUAAAGUAAUAG
Phyllotreta striolata is the source of this 1632-nucleotide messenger RNA. NCBI's taxonomy places the organism in Eukaryota, Metazoa, Arthropoda, Insecta, Coleoptera, Chrysomelidae. The record is from the annotation of a GenBank genome assembly.